GCCUCUUACACUUUUCUCGCUACUUCGUUAAGCUUGUUCGUACUUCGCCAUUUCAUUUUUCGUGCUCGCCACCUUGAAAGCUUACAUUUUCUGGUUCGACGGGAGGCUCGCAAGCGUAUUGAAGCUGGAGCACUUCGCUCCAACAUCAGGACAUGCACCCAGGUGUUGAGAUGCCUACAUGCAUCCCAUCAUUACCUCGCUAACCGACGGGUGAUGGUAGCAUUCUUCCUCUCUUCUCUAUCGGGCAAUCGAAUCGGAAAUCGGGUCAAAGAUUCUGAUGCAUCGCCAUAUAUAUAGUUCUGGUACGCCCUAUAUAACUACCAGGCUUCCUCGUGGAACCCCCUGCCUCGUCAAAGCACCCUUUCGUUUCCCAAGCGUUAUGUCUUUUCAAGAAAGUCAGAACAGAGAGCCGGACUUUCUCUCCAAACCUCCAUCUCCUCGUCGUCAGCUUCCUUCCGUGCCGCGCGAACGCCCCGUCUCGUAUCUAAGGCCCCUUCCUCCUGUCCCUCGAACUCUAUCUUGCAAGAGAUGUCACUCUAGAGUAACUUCCAUUAGUUUUCUGCUUCCUCUGGAAGCGAUACCUCCCAAUUCUCGUGCCUUCAGAGGAUUUACUGGCAAGGCAUCGCUCUUCACUGAAAUACAUCAUGUUCGGCUGUCAGCACCCAGAGUCAGACUUAUGGCAACUGGAGCUCAUACAAUGCAAGAGAUAACUUGCUUGCACUGCUCUUCCUAUCUUGGAUGGAAGAUCAGCCGUGCCCACGAUCGAUCUGAAAAAUGGAAGGAGGGCCAUUACCUACUCGAGCUCGAAAACCUUCUCGCCGAGAUGUCAUCUUCCCGCAUACGCGACGACAGUUCCUCGUCUGAUUCAGAUGACAGUAGCUGACAGGGCGGCUCUUUUCUUCGUAAUGAUGAACGACUUGGCUUCGCUUUGUAACAGUAGCGUGUAUUUCUAGGUUCGCCCGCGUCAUUUCUCUCCUUGUCUUCGGUUUCUCGACGAUGGCGCUGGAUUGUUUUUUCCACAUUGAGGUACCGUUUAUUUAUAUUUACGGCCUGGACUGCUGUAGGGCGUCGCUCCUUCGCAUUAUUCUUAUUACCUAUCAAGGGAAAAGUGGUCCCAUCAUACUAUUACUAGCUAUCGCUUCAAAUACGUUGUGUGAUUCGACUGCAAUGACAUGACCGUGUUUUCGUGGCGUC
Marasmius oreades (fairy-ring Marasmius) is the source of this 1194-nucleotide messenger RNA. RefSeq lists its product as uncharacterized. Gene Ontology annotation, cellular component: ubiquitin ligase complex. NCBI's taxonomy places the organism in Eukaryota, Fungi, Basidiomycota, Agaricomycetes, Agaricales, Marasmiaceae. Bases 278 to 883 code for a protein of 201 amino acids. The record is from RefSeq and is a predicted model, not a curated record. The transcript has 5 exons.